AUGGGUAUCAUAAUAGUGCCCACCUCACCCAGGCUUGUUAUGAGGACUAAAUCCGUUAAUAUUUGUAAAGCUCUUAUAACGAGCAAGACAGGUCACCAGCAGCUCUACUGGAGCCGUUUGAGGAAAUGUGGUCAGGGUUCUUGUUCUCACCAUGGCUGCUCAAACCAGCAUGGUCUGAUCCUGAAAUUUGGUCUCAAUAUAUGUUGCCAGUGUUUCUGUCAGUAUGCAAAGGAUAUAGGCUUCAUUAAGUUGGAUUAA
This is a messenger RNA of Neomonachus schauinslandi (Hawaiian monk seal), 258 nucleotides long. Its product is annotated as 40S ribosomal protein S29-like. Gene Ontology annotation, cellular component: cytosolic small ribosomal subunit. Gene Ontology annotation, molecular function: zinc ion binding; structural constituent of ribosome. The transcript is spliced from 2 exons. The coding region runs from base 1 to 258 and encodes 85 amino acids. Lineage: Eukaryota; Metazoa; Chordata; Mammalia; Carnivora; Phocidae. The record is from RefSeq and is a predicted model, not a curated record.